Molecule: messenger RNA, 4512 nt
Organism: Aspergillus steynii IBT 23096
Lineage: Eukaryota; Fungi; Ascomycota; Eurotiomycetes; Eurotiales; Aspergillaceae
Gene: dppIV
Product: prolyl dipeptidyl peptidase DppIV
Exons: 4
Coding region: 1-4512 (1503 amino acids)
Biological process (GO): proteolysis
Molecular function (GO): dipeptidyl-peptidase activity; serine-type peptidase activity
Source: RefSeq, a predicted model, not a curated record
AUGGCUAACAAUUGCCAGUCCGCUGCUCUGUUGCUGCUCCUGGGCCUCACCCAGGCCAUUGAGGUGCCGCGGAAACCGUACGCGCCCACUGGCGGUGGUAAGAAGCGAUUGACUUUCAAUGAGACCGUGGUGAGUCGAGCAAUUGCUCCCUCGUCCAUCUCAGUCGAAUGGAUCGCGACCGCCCAGGACGGUGAGUACGUCUACCAGGACGCCGACGGGAGUCUCAAGAUUGAGAGCAUCGUCACCAACAAAACCACGACUCUCGUUCCGGCCGACAAGGUGCCCGACGACUCGUAUACAUACUGGAUCAAGCCCGACUUGUCGUCGGUGCUAUGGGCAACCAAUUAUACGAAACAGUACCGGCACUCGUUCUUCGCCGACUACUACAUCCAGGAUGUUGACUCCUUGGAAUCAAAGCCCUUGGUUUCUGAUCAGGUGGGCGACAUCCAGUACGCGCAAUGGAGUCCGGUCGGAAACACCAUUGCCUUCGUUCGUGACAACAACUUGUUCACCUGGAUCAAUGGCACCACCACGGCAAUCACCGAGGAUGGAGGACCGGAUCAGUUCCAUGGUGUUCCCGACUGGAUCUAUGAAGAGGAAAUCCUGGGAGGUCGGUUCUCUCUGUGGUUCUCACCGGACGGAGAGUACCUAGCCUAUUUGAGCUUCAACGAAACCGGCGUUCCGACCUUCACGGUGCCAUAUUACAUGGACAACCAGGAGGUCGCUCCGCCGUACCCUCGAGAGCUGGACAUCCGCUACCCCAAAGUGUCGCAAACCAACCCGACUGUCCAGCUUAGUCUCCUGGAGUUAGGCUCCAAGGACUCGUCGGUUGUGCCGAUUGACGCAUUUGAUGCCAGUGAGUUGAUCAUUGGCGAAGUGGCCUGGGUCACCGACGCGCACGCCAAAUUGGCCGUGAAAGCCUUCAACCGUGUUCAGGACGAGCAGAAAGUAGUCGCUGUGGAUGUCGCAUCGAGCCGAACUUCGGUUAUUAACGAGCGAGAUGGUACGGAUGGUUGGCUCGACAACCUCCUGUCCAUCACGUAUAUCGGCCCGAUCAACUCGAAAAAUGCAUCGUCGUCAUACUUCCUCGACAUCUCCGAUAAGUCGGGUUGGGCGCAUCUGUGGCUCUUCCCCAUUUCGGGCGGUGAGCCGAUUGCCUUGACCAAAGGAGAAUGGGAAGUUACUUCGAUUGUCAGCAUUGACAAGAAGCGGCAGUUAGUCUACUACCUGUCGACACAGCAUCACAGUACGGAGCGUCAUCUGUACUCUGUCUCUUACCGUACUUUCAAGAUCACCCCACUGGUUGAUGACACCGUGCCUGCGUACUGGAGCGCUUCUUUCUCAUCCAAGUCCAGUUAUUAUAUCCUGUCGUAUUCGGGCCCUGAUGUGCCAUACCAGGAGCUCUACUCCAUCAAUCAGACCAAGCCCCUGCGAACCAUUACCAGCAACUCGGCUGUGAUUGAUGUGAUCAAGAACUAUGCACUGCCCAACAUUAGCUACUUCGAGCUGGAGAUCCCCUCAGGCGAGAAGCUCAACGUCAUGCAGCGUCUGCCCGUCAACUUCUCUCCCGAGAAGAAAUACCCCAUCCUGUUCACCCCGUAUGGCGGACCCGGAGCGCAGGAGGUGACUAAAUCAUGGCAAUCUGUGGGCUUCAACGCGUACAUCGCGUCCGACCCGGAACUCGAAUAUGUGACCUGGACGGUUGACAACCGGGGAACCGGAUACAAAGGUCGCAAGUUCCGCUCUGCUGUCACCCGCCAGCUGGGUCUCCUUGAAGCCGAAGACCAGGUCUAUGCCGCGAAACAGGCAGCCAAGCUCCCCUUUAUCGAUGCCGACCACAUCGGCAUCUGGGGGUGGAGUUAUGGCGGGUAUCUUUCCAGCAAGGUUCUCGAGACCAACAGUGGCGCAUUUUCUCUCGGCCUCAUCACGGCUCCGGUGGCCGAUUGGCGCUUCUAUGAUUCCAUGUACACCGAGCGGUACAUGAAGACGCUCUCCACCAAUGCCGAUGGGUACAACACCAGCGCCGUCCAUAACGCAGAUGGGUUCAAGAGUGUGACCGGAGGGUUCCUUAUUCAGCACGGUACGGGUGAUGACAAUGUGCACUUCCAGAACUCGGCUGCGUUGUUGGACCUUCUGGUCGGCGAGGGCGUUACGCCCGAUAAAUUGCAGGCGCAAUGGUUCACCGACUCCGACCACGGCAUCCGGUACCAUGGCGGCAGUUUGUUCCUGUAUCGGCAACUGUCGAAGAAGCUACUCUUCACUGCAGAUUCAUCCACCAUGGCGGCAUUUUCCACCAAAGAAGUCCUGAUUGCUGAUAUUCCGACUAAAUCGGUCACGUUCACCACUGAUCAAGUCACCGUUGCUCGGGAGAUUCUCACCACCGUCCAGCCAGGUCAAAACGAAGUUACAAUCUACGGCCUGGACCCGAACGUCGACGUCGACUCGAUCCGUAUCGAAGGGAGCGGUCCCGCGACCAUCACAGACAUCCAGACGCAGAUCAUCCCGCGACGAGAAAGUUCCACGGACGUGUACCCUGACGAUUCCGACAUCGAAGACGACAGCGAUGAAGAGCCCGACGAUAUAGAUUACGGGUUUGACGAGUCGGAGUUGCAGGCAACUCGGGAAAAGAUUGCUCGCGGGCGGGCGAAAAAGUCGAAGGCCACCGAUAACAAAGCCGCGGCUGCUGCGAAGCUGCAGUUCCUGGAUAAAUACGGCAGAUCCAUGAGUCCUGAGACGGCGGAUCUGCUCAAGGUCAACGACUUCCUGCAGCUGUAUACGCGCCAGCGCUCGGAAGCGGCUGAAGCGAGCCACGCGGCCGAAGUGGAACUUCGCGAGGUGGAGGACGAGCUGAAGGAAUUGCAGAAAAAGCUGCUGCAGCUGGAGUCGAAACAGCGGAAGGCGAAGAAAACAGCUCUGAAGGAUUUCUAUCGCGUGAGGGAGGAGCGGCAGCGAGAGCGCAGGCAAAGGCGACAACAGCGAGACCGAGAAAGGGCUGAGAGGCGAAGAUUCUGGACCAGCAUGGUUGGUCAGGUGCGAGUGUCUCUCGACAGCAAUUCCGAGCCGACGCCUGAAUCGAGUCGACGAAACUCGGUCGCCGACGAUGACUCGGCCAUGGAGAAUACGGGCCACGCCAAACCGGAAGCCGACGUGACAAUCCUCCUUACUUACGUGUUGCCUGGGGGUAAAUGGGCGCCACGGUAUGAAUUGAGCAUCAAUACGCCUUCGUCGACGGCGCAGAUGGCCUGCCUCGCGGAAUUCCGGAAUUCCAGUUCUGAAACCUGGCGGGACACUCACGUCGCACUGUCGACCUCGAAAGCGUCCUUCUCCGGCCUUCGAGAGCGCGUGCCUUCUCUUGAAGCCUGGCACAUCCAGCUGGACCCGGAUAGCCAGACUAAUAAGCCAUCGUGGCAUAAUAUCUUGAAGGGUGGAGCACCUCAACAAGCAGCCCCGGGGGGUCUUUUUGGCUCAGCCCCCGGGCCUCGCGCUAAUAGCCUGUUUGGAUCAUCGCAAUCAGUGCCCGAAUCACAGCCAGUCCGGAGUCUUUUUGGUGGCUUUGGACCGCGUACAAAUGUCGCCCCUCCAACCGCAGAUUCCAUGGACACUCAACAGCCUACGCUACUUAUGGCUGCAAGUGCUCCGGCACCCAUGGCCAUGUCAAGUAACCCCAACGCCGAGAGUGAUGAGUAUGAGGAAGAGGAAGAGGAAGAGGAAGAGGAAGAGGAAGAGGAAGAGGAAGAGGAAGAGGAAGAGGAAGAGGAAGAGGAUGAUGAAAACGACGACUUGGCGUUGCCUCCCGCCAACUUAGACCACCAGGACUCCAUCACACAACAAUACGGGCUUACCACAACCCAUAAGCUCCCGGGUCGUCGCACCGUGAUACCCUCGAGUGUCAACCGACGCCAUACCCUCGCCGAAUUGGAACUGGACUCGAUGUCCCUUUCCUACCUCAUCGUGCCGAAGCAUCGCACCGCGGCCUUUCUCCGAGCCCGCAUCCAAAACACCUCGUCUGCGCACAUGCUGCGCGGCAAGGUGGGGUUGUCCGUGGACGGGACAUUCCUGGGCGCGAUUCCCAUGCCCAGCACGCCCCCCAACGAGUUCUUCAGCCUCUCACUGGGAAGCGACCCGGCGAUUUUGGUCAAGUACCCCAAGCCCACGGUGCGACCGUCCUCGGGGUCAUUCUUCGUCAAAGAAGAAGCAGCCGUGUUCCGGCGCACGUGCUGGAUCAAAAACACCAAGAACACGGCCGUGGAUCUCAACGUGAUGGAUCAGGUGCCGCUGAGUGAGAACGAUAAGUUGCGCGUGAACAUCCUGGAGCCGGAGGGUCUCGGUGAGGAAGGGAGCGAGACGGAUCUCGAGCUGAGCGAAGACGUGGGGGAGGGCACGGCCGUCAUGGGGAAAACUGGGGAGAUUAAAUGGAGCAUUCGGCUGGAGCCUGGCAAGGAGGUGCGGACUGUGCUGGAGUAUGAAGCACGAGUACCGAGUGGGAGUGAGGUGGGUACGUCUUAUGGAUAG